Durusdinium trenchii is the source of this 3153-nucleotide messenger RNA. Lineage: Eukaryota; Dinophyceae; Suessiales; Symbiodiniaceae. The record is from the annotation of a GenBank genome assembly.
AUGGAAAAGGGGCUCAUGCCCUUAGCAGCCCUGGAUGUCAUCAGGGGUUGGUUGGUCCUGGAAAUGGCAGUGUCUUCGGAGGAGGACAGACGAUUGAUCAAGGCGGCAACCCGCAAUCGCCUUGCAUACAGUGAGAUCAGGACUGCCCUGCUAGGUCUCUUCGAAGCUGGAGGAGGACACGGUGGUCAUCGACAUCAAGCCUCACACCGUGCCUACUUUCAGGACUAUGAUCCCGACGAGACCUAUGACAAGAAUGCAGAGCACUACGGCUUCUACACUGACGAGUCCUACGGCCAGGACUACAACCUUGAUGAGUAUGGCGAGUGGCCUGAAGAAGACAACUUCGAGGCCAAUGAAUGGGAGAAUGAAGAGGAGUUCGAUGAGGAACUUCUUCGUCUUCAACAAGAACAAGAAGAGAUCGAAAAGAACAAGUCAGAACUUGAGGCCUUGCUUGGUGAGACCGACCGCAAUUUGGUUGAAGCUCGCAAGGCAGUUGCAGCAGCUCACAAAGAUCGUGGCUGGUCCGGAACGGUGCAACAGAAGCAGCCUCGAUCGACAUCUACAUACCCUUGGAAGGGCAAGUCCAAGGGGAAGGGCAAGUCAAAUGGUUCAUUCCGACCUGCACCUCAUGAUGGUCACUGGAUUCAAGGUGGCAAAGGUGGCAAGGGUCGAUCUUCAUUUGGAAGCUAUGGCAGCUUCAAAGGAAAGGGCAAGAAAGGAAAAGGAAAAGGCUCAUAUGGUUCCAACUUCAACAUGGGCAUGAUGGAAGUUGCUGGAGACCUCGACGAUGACGAGGGCAUGUUUCCUUUGCUGAUGGCAGCAACUCCGGAGGCGAAAAUGCCUCGAGAAGCUAAGCUUCCGCCCUAUCAGUCUUUGGUUGACACUGGUGCGACAGCCAGCGCCGGUGGAAAGCAGGCUGUGCAGGAUCUUUGCAAGUCCCUCGUAGCAGUCCGACCAAACUUGGAAGUGACUGUGAUUGAAACAGCGAGACCUUGGUUUCGGUUCGGCAACGGUCGCUGCGGACGAGCUCUCUAUAAGGACGAGAUCCGGAAGGCCGUGAGGGAAGUGGUUCAAGAAGAGAUCUCACAGGCCACGAAGCAGGCCAAAGAGGAGAUCAAGUCCACGGCCGCCAAGGCCAAAGGAAAAGCCAAAGUCAAGACCGAGCUCGACUACACCCGAAAGGCUGGGAUGGAUCAACGCGAUCCCAGGUCGAAGGACCAACAGUGGCCGUGCUACGGGAAUCAUCAUCCUCACAGCCACGGCAAUCGCUUCGGCAGCUGGUCGGAGUGCGGAGUGUGCGGCCUGCGCGCUCAGUACAUUCCUGCGACAAAUGCACCUGCUCAGACGACCCAUGUGGAUCUGCCCCAGAAUGUGACCCUGGCUCUGGAGAGGCUGAGGAACGAAGGUUGGGAACCUCAGAACAUCUCCUCCACACAGGUCAAGGCGAUGAUCACCAUUGUCGCAAAGGAGUACCAGCUCAUCAAGACCCCGAAGGCGAAGAAGGGCUACACCAAGCCGAACGAUCUGCCUCACGCUCCAUCCACAGCAUCCGGGUCGACUCCAAACCCAGAGAUCUUUCCGAUCGGCUCGGACUCGGAAUUCGAGAAGGUGAGCGUGGCGGACGGCAAGAAGAAGCGGGAGAAGGACCCGAUGGUCCAUGAAGCUAAGGAGCAAUGUCCUUCUAUAGCCUGGUUCAGUCUGGUUUGCACAGCCGUUACCUCCAUCCAGAAUCUCAAUCAACGAGACUGGAAACAAGUUGACAAUCUUCGAAAGAAGAGACAGCGAUGCCGUCGACAACUACGGGGAGCAAUAGCAAUCGUUUGUGCUAUCAUCAUGGCCAGUGGGAACACCAGCAAGUUUUUCUUCGAGUGGCCAAAAUGGGCAACAGCCGGAUGGCGUCUUCCUGAACUUCAAAACUUCAUCAAACAGUAUAACCAGGAGUUCGGGCGCCUCUACUUCACACAGAUUGACGGCUGCAUGCAUGGCAUGAAGAGUCCCGACGGCUACCACAUCCAAAAGAGCUGGUUGAUUCUCCACAAUGACCCAGAAUUUCAUGACAAAUGUGGCAACAAGUGUGAUGGUCUUCAUCAACACCGUCCUGGUGGGAUGAUCGGAAUGGGAAGCAAAGCCGUUGCUGAAACAGCCUUCUAUCCACCUUCCAUGGUCACGGCCAUUGCUCGAAUAUGGAGAUCCCAAUGUCAUCGAAGCCGGCAAGCUUCUCCAAAGGAGAUCUACAAGACCAUCAUGGCCAUUGACGCUGACAAGGAGCUUGAGAAAAGGGAGACAAAAGGGGAACAAGAAUUGAAACAUGUGCCAAAAGAAGAGAUAGAGAAGACCAACGCCAUGCUACAUCGACUUCAUCGCGCAGCUGGACACCCGACAAAUCGCUCUUUGGCGAGACUUUGUCAAGACCGAGGACUACCGCCCUGGGUGAGCCAACUGGCAUUGAACCUUCGAUGUCAAGCAUGCGUGGACACCAAGAAAGGUGCACAGAUGACUUUGCCUGCCUCAAUCGAGUCCAGAACAAGACCCUGGCAGAUGAUUGGUUUGGACGUCUUCGAGCUCUAUUACCCAAAGCUCAAGGUCAAGGCAAGAUACCUGCUCAUGACCUGUUUGACUAUGAGGUUCACUUCAGUUCAUCUUCUUUGGCAAGGUGACAUGGCCACCACUGGCACUGAUGCAGGAGCCUGGCACCUUGAGAAUGACCCCCUGGAGGUGAACGUCAACCAUGGCAUGAGCACUGCAGAGUUCUGGCAAGUCCAAAAGAACAGAGAGGCCGUUGAACAAAUCCAUCGAAAAGAGCUGGCAGCCUCUCGCAUGACUCGGCUCUACAAUGCUUCAAGCCGGCCCACCAAUGCAUACAUGGUGGUAGACUGGGUGUGCGUGUGGAACCCGUCUUCGAUCCUGAACGAGACCUUCUACCAGAUCAACCACGUCCUCAAGGAGAACCUGAUCCUGGAGAAGGUGAUCUGCAACCUCCAUCUGAUGAACGGCAUGGGCCUUCAGAAGAAUCGGAGUCAAGACCUCGUUCGAGAUCACGAUCCAGAGAGCCACCAGAACAAAGACGACAACGAGUACAAGAACACGUGGCCCAAUGGGAUCAGCUUCAAUCCAUCAACAAGGCCCGUCGUCUUGAAGGACUACCUCCGUUGA